Messenger RNA from Nestor notabilis (Kea), 695 nucleotides. It is a transcript of the gene IL18, whose product is annotated as interleukin 18. NCBI's taxonomy places the organism in Eukaryota, Metazoa, Chordata, Aves, Psittaciformes, Psittacidae. The transcript has 6 exons. Gene Ontology annotation, biological process: inflammatory response; immune response. Bases 1 to 660 code for a protein of 219 amino acids. The record is from RefSeq and is a predicted model, not a curated record. Gene Ontology annotation, molecular function: cytokine activity.
AUGUCGCAUCUCGACAUCAAGCGCAUCGGGCAGAGAGCCCUGCACCGCUGCCUCCCGGCGCCGGGUGCGCCGCUCCCGCGAGGGGUGAAAAUGAAUGAACAGACUGUGUGUGCAGUAUACCUUGGAGAAAAUUUCUGCCUCUAUUUUGCAGAUGAUGAUGGGCUGGAGUGCGAUGCCCUUUGUAAGGAAAAAACUCUCCACCGAGUCCUUCGAAAUGUAAAUAGCCAGCUGCUUGUGGUUCGACCAGAUUUAAACAUGGCAGCUUUUGAAGAUGUGACAGAUCAGGAGAUGAAAUCUGGCAAUGGAAUGCACUUCAACAUUCACUAUUACAAAACUACUACACCUUCAUCAGGGAUGCCUGUUGCAUUCAGCAUCCAGGUAGAAGAUAAAAGUUAUUACAUGUGUUGUGAGAAUGAAUGUGGAAAAAUGACAGUUCGAUUCAGGGAAGGUGAAGUUCCCAAAGAAAUUCCUGGUGAAAGUAACAUAAUCUUUUUCAAAAAGACAUUUACAUCUUGUAGCUCCAGAGCAUUUAAGUUUGAAUACUCACUAGAACAAGGAAUGUUCUUGGCCUUUGAGAAAGAAGGCUACUUAAGAAAAUUAAUUCUGAAGAAGCUGUCAAGAGAAGAUGAAGUAGAUGAAACCAUGAAGAUAAGUUUCUAGCUUCAGUCACCAGCUGUGAAAGUCACCACCUAUGA